AUGGCAAGGCGAGACAAGAGACAAUUGCUCCUCAGCGGGCGCUGGGCAGUUGUCUCAAAGCCAGUUCGGGUUUUGCGGACCCUCGCCCCGGCAGGACAAUACCAGGCACCGCGCGUGCGCGCGCAAGGAACAGCGCAUCGCACCUUCACGGCAGUGAUCAACAACAACUACAACGGGCGUCCCAGCGGCCGUAGAUGCCCAAUACUCAGACCUGAGCCCACGGGCAACGGAGAAAACAGCCACGGCCGAGAAGAUGCCCGACGCGCAUAG
Molecule: messenger RNA, 270 nt
Organism: Purpureocillium lilacinum
Lineage: Eukaryota; Fungi; Ascomycota; Sordariomycetes; Hypocreales; Ophiocordycipitaceae
Source: RefSeq, a predicted model, not a curated record